This is a messenger RNA of Plasmodium vivax (malaria parasite P. vivax), 1809 nucleotides long. RefSeq names its product Eukaryotic translation initiation factor 3 subunit 6 interacting protein, putative. Gene Ontology annotation, molecular function: translation initiation factor activity. Gene Ontology annotation, biological process: translational initiation. NCBI's taxonomy places the organism in Eukaryota, Apicomplexa, Aconoidasida, Haemosporida, Plasmodiidae. The record is from RefSeq and is a predicted model, not a curated record. Bases 1 to 1809 code for a protein of 602 amino acids. The transcript has a single exon. Gene Ontology annotation, cellular component: eukaryotic translation initiation factor 3 complex; cytoplasm.
AUGGCGGAGUACCUGGAGGGGGAGGGCGGCGCGGGGGCCGAGAAGCCCGUGAGCUUCGAGGAGGAGGUGGAGACGUUCCUCAUCAACCUGCACGACUUCGUGUACCACCGAAACGCGGAGGCGAUCAAGAAGCUGUUCGACACGGACUUCUACGCCAUUUCGGAGAUUUACUUUAAGAACAUCCGCUGGCCCUCCAUCAAGCUGGUGGACGUCUUUUACAAGCAGAAGAAUCGAUUUCACAACUUGAUUCACUCUCUGUAUGAGGAGCUCUACUACCGACAUGUGUUCAUAAUAAACGAUGUGACGCUGGAAGAUAGGAAGAACUCCUGGGACAAUUACAAAUGCUUAUUAAAUUUUAUUUCGAGCAUUUGUUCUGACCCUUCAGGAGAUACAAACGACAAUGUGCUGGUCAUGCCGAACGUAUGGAUUUACGACUUCCUCUCGGAGUACAUUUACCAGUACCAGUCCAUGUGUCAUUAUAAGUUAAAAAUUUUGAAAGAGCCAGAAGAAAAUAAAGAAGGAAUAGACUUUUUAAUAAAACAUUCGGACGUAUUUGAGAGUAGCAUCGUGUUGGAAGUGCUCCACAGUCUUUUGCUGAAGGCAGAAUUUGUAACUCUCUCAGAGGAGGAAAGAGCCAUAUUUGUUCACAACGUUUUUCACGUAAACAAUGAAGAUUUGACCAGUAGAUACCAAUUUGCCUACUUCGCUUGCUGCGUUCUUCUGAAGGUGUAUGUCCUGAUGGGGGACUACUACACAGCGUUGAAAAUCAUUUCUUAUAUUGAGUUGAGUCAUAAGGCACUGUACUGGAAGGUGACUCUGUGCCAUAUUAGCGUCUUCUACCACAUCGCCUUCUGCUACCUCAUGCUGAGGAGGUACAAUGACUGCAUUAAGGUGCUGUCCCAAAUUUUGAUAUACCUCUCCAAGCAGAAGGUCCACUUGUCUAACCAGCAGAGGUACCAGCAGAGUCAAAUUCAUAAGCUCAUCGAUAAGAUGUAUUUCAUUGUGAUUAUAUGCCACUCGCUUAGUAACACCAGGCUAGACGAGACGAUCCUGCAGAACAUUAAGGAAAACUACUCGGGGAAAUUCUAUGCCCUUUUGCAAACAACCAAUGAGCAAGCUUAUGCGGAUUUGUUUUACAAAGUGGCCCCUAAAUUUAUUGAUCCCCUUUCGAACAUUAGCUUCCAACUUUUGGCUAGCUUCGAAAAUGUGCAGAACCAGACGUAUAACUCUGACCCCAUGACGACGCAGCUGAACAUCUUUUUGAAGGACGUGUCCUACCAGAAGAAGGCCUUUCACUUCAUCUCCUACGCGAAGCUGUACCACAACAUUCAGCUGCGGAAGUUGAGCAGUCUCAUGAAUUACGGCCAGCAGAGGAGGCCUGCGGAGGGGGACACCGCUAGCCAGGAGAACCACCUGGGGGAAGUGCAAAAGGGAGAGCCCUCCCCCGACGAAGCACUCGCACUCGUCUCCGCCGACAUCAUGUGCGUUAAGAACUCCGGGAGGCAGCUGGUCUGGAAGGACGGGCCGCUCUACAAGGGAGAAGUGGUCACGUCGGUGUUCGGCUCCGCCUUCGACUUCUACAUCGACAUGGACAUCCUCAACAUCAAGACGCGCGCGCAGCAGAAGAUCUUCAUAGACUAUUUCCUGCACCAAAUCAACAUGUGCAAGAACCUCAGCAGCAACCUGCAGGGCACCCCCGCCCCCCACGCCUACAAGCCCAAGUACGAUAACUUCAGGCGCAAGGGCAAGGCCAAGCCGCGACGGAGCGGUGAAGCGGCGACGGAGCGGUGGAGCUGUCAAGCUUCUUAG